Messenger RNA from Caenorhabditis angaria, 5518 nucleotides. The record is from the annotation of a GenBank genome assembly. Lineage: Eukaryota; Metazoa; Nematoda; Chromadorea; Rhabditida; Rhabditidae.
UUGAACACCGCAAAUCCCUGUGAAAAUGUGAGUUUUUCAGUGAAAAUUUGAAAUUUUAGUGAAAUUUCUGGGUUUUCAGGUGGAAAUUCGAUUGAUUGGUGGAUUUGGAAUUCGGAAUGGGAUUUUGGAGGCGAUUUCGAAGAAUUUGGUGAGUUUUUCGAGUGGGUUUUUGGAAAAAUAUGAAAAUUUUUGAAUUUCGAGGAUUCCUUUCGAAUUUUCGUACUAAAUCUGGUUAUCCAGGCCAAAAAUGAUGAAUUUUGGAUUUCUAGGCCAUCCGAAUUUGAAUUUCUAGGCCAUUUAACUCUUUUUUCCACUGAAAAUCCCCAAGCUAGCAGACUUGUAAGUUCUUUACUUACUAGACUAGACAAGACUAUAUUCUAUCGAUACAUUGAUACUCGAAACAGCGUGUUCCGAAAACUCAAAAGCAGCUGCAAAUGCGUUCCUUUAUACUUUUCAUUCAUACAUUCCCUAUUAGUCCACAUGAAUCUCGAAAAUAUAAGUUUCAAAAACCCAUUUUGGGUUCUUAUCUCAUAUCACAUUAUUUCAAGCAUCUCAUUAAUUAUCAAUAGUUUCGGACUCUAUUUGAUAAUAUUCAAAAGUUCAAAAAUUGGAAGCUACAAGUAUUAUCUACUAUUUUUCCAAGUCUUCUCAAUCAUGUUCGAUAUUUUAUUCACUCUUUGUUGUCAAAUUGUAUUUACAUUUCCAAUUUGGGCAUUUACAACAGAUGAGGGUUAUUUUUGGAGAUUUUUUGGGAUUGAAGCAUAUCAAUCAGGGGUUUGUGAUUAUUUUAAUGAGGGGAUUCAUUAAAAAACGGGUUUUUUACGUUUUUAACCAGAAAAAUUGAUUCAUGAACGGUAUUCUUAUUCAUUUUUUUAACAAACCUUGUUGCGAACCUCAACUGAAUAAGUUGAAAUCAUCUUAAUGUUCAGAAAUGUCAUCCCAAGCCCUUUCAAUUAAGGUAAGGUAAGAGCAGUCUUAGGUAACCCGGAUAACGAUGCCGCAAAUUUAGCUUACCUUAAUUCAAUUACUCAAUUAAGGUAAGCUAAAUUUGCGGCAUCGUUAUCCGCGUGUUAAAUUAUUUAAGACUGCACUUACCUUACCUAAAGGGGCUUGGGAUGUCAUUUCUGAACACUAAGAUGCUUUCAACUUAUUCAGUUGGGGUUCGCUACGAUGUUUGUUAAAAAAAUAAUGUUAAAUGCAGUUCGUAAAUCAAUUUUUCUGGGUUUUAACGUUAAAAAUCAGAAAAAUUGAUUCACGAACGGUAUUUUUAUUCAUUUUCUUAACAAACAUCGUAGCGAACCUCAACUGAAUAUGUUAAAAGCAUCUUAGUGUUCAUUAAUGUCAUCCCAAGCCCUUUCAAUUAAGGUAAGGUAAGUUAAGUUACCUUACCUUAAUUGAAAGGGCUUGGGAUGACAUUUCUGAACACUAAGAUGCUUUCAACUUAUUCAAUUGGGGUUCGCUACGAUGUUUGUUAAGAAAGUGAUUUUAAAUGCAGUUCGUAAAUCAAGUUUUUGGUUUUGUACCGCGGGUGAGACAGCUCAGUGGUUCUGGCGAUCUCAGGGUAACGGCUGCGAUCCCCGGUGCCCGCUCCUCCUCGAUGCACCCAGUCGUAAGUGGGUAAUAGUUCGCUACGCAAGGUAAAUCGGUCCCCUGCGGCACAGGGAUACUUAAAUUCUCAAUGGCUAGUUGUCGUACACCACCCGUACUCAGUGUCCUAACCUCCUAGGCGCUUGAAUAACGGGUAUACGUUUACGGUUUUAAAAAACGUUUUAAUGGUUUUUAUUAUUGUUUACAUUCUUUUUAAUUCCGUGCAUACCACGCCUAGCUUCGUGCAAAUUAACUUUAAAAAUUGGCGAUGUGGGUUUUGAAAUUUUUUGGCGAACAACCUUUCCGACUGAAAAAUACGACUUUUUUACGGAAAAACAAGCAAAAAUUUGCUGUUUUUCAAGAAAAUCUCAAAUUGGCGAGGUGAAUUUCCGAAGCUCACCCUGGGCGUGGUAUGAUUCCGUGAACUUACCAAAAUUUUUGCAGCGAAUCCUCGGUUUCUCUCUUCUCUGUCUAGCAUUUGUUCUAGGCUUGCAAUUCAUUGAAAAACAUCAAAUUUUCAUGAACCUCGCCAAUGACGAAAUAUAUAUCCUGAACCCAACAGCCAGACAUUUCUCAUAUUUUGCUAUACUCCUAGUUUUCUCAAUCGAUUUCCUUUUUGUUCUACCUAUCAAAUAUUCCCCGGCAAACAUGCCUGCAACUUAUCCAACUAAAAUUUCCGAGUGUUUAUGAGCAAUUCGAAAAUCUGGAAACUUUUGGAUGUUUUCACGGCAGUCCAUUCAUCUCACUUUUUCUGGUUUUCACAGUUUUAUGUGUUUUUACCGCGGGUUUUGUUGCGUUAACUCUUAGUUAUCAUAUGUUCACAACGUUUAAAGAAAUUAUGGGGAAUUUAUCGAUUUCUAAACGAAAAUUUCAUCAAAAUUCAAUGUAUAGUUUGUUUGCACAGGUUGUUUCCACUAUUUUUCUUUUUUUUUUCUUAAAAAACAUAUGUUUUGUUAAGGCUUUAGUAUGUUCUGUUCUCUUCAUUCCAAUUUUUACAUUCCUUAUUCAUACAUAUUUGGAAUUUGCGAAUCCAAAUUUUUUAAUGAUUCAUCAAUUAUUAAUAAGCUGUCAUUCAAGUAUUAAUUGCAUUGUUAUGAUUAUAACUGUUAAAGAUUAUCGAUUUUUUGCAAGAAGCUUGAUUUUUUCAAGUGUUGGUAGUACAAAAGUUCAGAUCACAACGUUUCAUAUCUGAUUUAUGAUUCAAUGAAUUUUUUGAAAAUCACUUUUCGAGAAAAAUUUGAAAAAAAAUAUUUUUCUAAUGCGCUAAACAACAGGCAAGCGGAGUGUCGUUGAAAUUUUCGGACUUACCUUGAAAAUUGUGAGAAAUGACACAUUUUGAAACGUUUCGUGAAUUUAAAACAGGUCACGUUUUUUUUUAUUUUUUUUUGUUUUUUUUUUGAUUGAUAACAAGCUUUUUUGUAAAUUUCUACAUUUCAAAUCCAAAAUUUCCCAAAAAUUCUGAAAAUUUCAGAAUCACCAUCUUCUGGGAAAAAUUUUGAUCUACAUUUCAUAACCCACUUCAAAUUUUCAUCGCUAAUUACAAAAUCUUAAAUUAGUCGAGUUAAGACAAUGGCAGGCACAUCAAGUUUCUCUAGCUGUCUGCACUCUCUCCUAUUUCCAUACUCUCUCUUUCUUCUCUUUCGAGGCUAUCUAACUGACCACCCAGUUUUUCCUCGUUGUCUGGCGUCUCUUGAAAAUGCAUGCACUCUUGCUCCGUCUUUGCUCUCAUUUCAUUUCUGAAGAUUUUUCAACAUUUCAAAAUCAAAAUUUAAAAAUGAAAUUGCGAUUUUUGAAAUCCCCAAGCCACGGGAAAAAUUCUGAGUCAAAAAUUGAUAAAAUUUUCGGAUUUUCUAGAAUUUUUGGAUUUUCUAUGGGCAGAAAAAUGACAGGGACUUGCGAAUUCUCUAGUUGUCUGUGCACUCUUCAAAAAGCACACUAUUUUUUUUGGAAAAGCGAUUCGUUGCAAGACCCAUUUUUCCUAAGAAAAUUUGAAAAAGUGGGAAUAUGAAAUUGGAUUUUAAGAAAAAAGUUUACAGUAAAUUUUGCCACGAAUUCUAAAAUUAGAAAAAAGCAAUUAAAAAUGAAAUCUCUAAUGAUUUCUUUUUUUUUUUCAUCAAAAAGUACAUUUUUCCCUCAAAAUAACACUCAAAACCCAAUGAUUUUCAUAAGUUUGGCCCAUGUCUACAUUCCAAAAAUCCUCUGUAUUUUCUCGAUUCUAAUCAAUAUUCUCUUCACAUUUCUAGUCGUCUCAAAAUCCUCGCCAACCAUCGGAAAAUACAAAUAUCUUCUCGUCACUUUUUCGAGUUUCAAUAUAUUUGCCACGUGUCUUGAAGUGAUUACACCAGUUUCCACAGAGAGUUUCGAAUUCAGUUUUAUUGUUUUUGUUGGCGAAAGUUUGAUCUACAGAUUUAGGGAUUUGGCACAGUUUUUGGUUUCGCUGAGAUGCUCAAUCAUAGGUAUUAAUUAACAUGAGCAAUUGCUCAUGUUAAACAGACAAUUCGAUUGCUCAUGUUAAUCAGACAUUUCCAGCCUACACCUUCGGUCUCAUCUCAAUUCAUUUUCUCUAUCGAUAUUUCGCAAUCUGCAAAAUCCACCUAACAAACUCAUUUUUCAAACCAAAAUUCAUUUUUCUCACAAUUUUUCUGGUUUUUGCCUACGGUUCCACGUGGCUGUUGAUAAUUGCAAAAUGGAUGUGGCCGGAUAUUUCCAUCAGAAAAAAAUUGGAUCAGGAUUUUUUGGACAAAUACAAUGAGAGUACUGUGGAUUUGCCGUUUAUCGUUGCGGAUUAUGGGGUGGGUUUUGUUUGCCACGUGGAUUUUUUGGUGAUAGAAAUUUGUGAUUUUUUGAAACCCAAUAUGAUUUGGGUUACUGUGGCUUUUACAAAUUUGAUCUACAAGAAGGUUUUGGCACAAUUUUCUCUCAGGGUUACUGUAGAUUUUAACAUAACACAUUUGGAGCUACAGUAAUCCUAGGUCGAAAUUUUGAUCUACCAGUAGUUUUCGGAACUCUCUGCCACGUGGAUUUAUUUGCAGGGCAACUGUAGAUUUUUACAUAAAAAAGAGGAGCUACAGUAAUCCUAAGGCUUUUGAGGUCGAAAUUUUGAUCUACAGUUACUCUGUUUCUUCAAUCACAGAAAUUUGAUCUACCAUCAAUUUCUAACACAGUUUUCUCAUCGGAUUACUGUAGAACAUCAGCUACAGUAACCCCAAAUUCACAGCAAUCAAAUCUUGAUCUACCAGAGUUUUCGGAACUUUUAGGCACAAUUCUCUCUUAGGAUUACUGUAGAACAUCAGCUACAGUAACCCCAAAUUCACAGAAAUCAAAUCUUGAUCUACCAGAAUUUUCGGAAUUUUUAGGCACAAUUUUCUCUUAGGAUUACUGUAGUUUUUGUUCCACAAUCAUAUUUGGUCUCAAAAAAUCGCAAAUUCCUGGGUCCUGCCGUCCGUGGCAACAAAAUUCCAGAUGUUUCCAGAACCCAGAAUUCUCCAAAAACGGUCUAAUCGGAAUCGCCUUAGCCACAAUCGUCUCCAUAGCUUCUUUAUCCCUCGACACAUUUCUCGCCAUCAAAAUCUACCUCGCUCUAAAAAUCCUAAACCUCAGUGAAAAUGUCAAAAAGGUCCAUCGAAUUUUGUUAAUCACCCUAAUUGCUCAAACAGCAAUUCCAUCAAUUUUCACGUUUGGACCUUGUUUGAUCGUUUGGCUGGCGCCAUUUUUUGAAUCUGCGAAUUCAAAUUCAAGUUCGAAUUCAAAUUAUUAUAUCAAUUCAAUAAUUGUGCCAAUCAUCAAUAUUUAUCCAAUUUUUGAUCCAAUUAUCAUUAUUUUUGCUUUGGUUGAUUAUCGAGAAGCGAUUUUGAAGAUUUUCGGAUGGAAAAAUAAUAACGCAAUCUGUUAUAAUGUUAGGUCAACGUUUAUUGAAACCACAUGUGUUUAG